Messenger RNA from Hypanus sabinus (Atlantic stingray), 1476 nucleotides. RefSeq lists its product as uncharacterized. The record is from RefSeq and is a predicted model, not a curated record. Lineage: Eukaryota; Metazoa; Chordata; Chondrichthyes; Myliobatiformes; Dasyatidae. The transcript has 8 exons. The coding region runs from base 298 to 1002 and encodes 234 amino acids.
GAGAUGAAGGUUCGAUUGUGAUAUUUGAGAGAUAUUUGUUAGUUGUAUGGAUGAGGGAGGUAUAGAGGGCUAUGGUCUGGGUGCAGGGGAAUGGGACCACACCGAACAUACCACGGAUUGGAUGGGCUAACAGUCCUGCGUUUGUGCUCUAAAGGCUCUAUGAAUCUAAAUUGAAACUUCUACACAUAAUCGACAUUUGUUGCAGACGGAUCGUAUCCAACAAUGUGUUUAUAUUUUAGACCAGCGUCUGCACUGCUCAGAGUGUUGUAGAGCAGGUACCACAGUGAGAUUUACUGAAUGCAACUGGAAAGGACCUGCGGUGAGAGGUUUAUUGAAAGAAAAGCCCACAACUGGAAGCAAACCACAACUGAAGACAAGGGAAAAGCAACAAGGAAACCAGCCCGAGGACUGAGAGAACCAUUUCGAGAGAACCCAUCUGAUUCGGAAUUUCCAUUGAUUCAGUCAGGAGAAAGUUUGCAAACACUAAUCACACCUGUCCUCAAAAUGGAUCAAAUUGCGAGCAGUGAAGGAGAGCCAGUGACGUCAACAUCGGGAAAGGACACGGCUCCGAGCUCAGCAAUCACCGAGCUCCUGGCAAACUGGGACGAUUCCCAGCUGCUGCAGUUGACGGAUAUCUACCGGGACAGGCUGGAGCAGGCGAUGGAAGGAGGGGUGCACGGAGUGAGCCUGGCGUUAACGGCCGAGAAUCAGUUCAGCGGAGAUGAACAUCGGAAAAUCUCUGAUCUCGCUGAUAAGGGAGAGCAGGCGGACAGUUCUAAACUCCUCCUGAGCCUGGUGAUGGAGAAAGGCUCCCGCGCCCGGAGGGUGAUGUGGGAAACCUUUGUGAAAAUGCGGACUGGUGUUCCAGAGUUGGACAAAAUGCUGAAGGAAAUACAGAUAUAUGGUUGUAAUCCCUCCCAUCCAUCAAACCCCGCUCAAGUUUUACUGAAGAUUCUCAGUGAGCUGAAAGUUGUAAUUUGCGUCGGGCGGUUCAGUUGUUGAGCCACGAGGAUCUGACCAGAAUUUACAACACGUACCCUUUAAGAGACACGAGACUGCAGAUCUGCCGUCUGAAACCAUUUUCCCGAGGAACUCAGUGAGCUGAGCAGCAUCUGUGAUGAUGGCAGGUGUGAAUUGUCUGUGUUUUGUGUCAAAAUGCUGACAGUCUCAACCUCCUGAACAGUUUUAUUGACAUUUUCUCCCCCAAUCACCCACCCACAGUGCACGUGCCAGUAAACAAAUGCACCUUGCAAUUUGAAUUAAUGAUGGUGGGAGGGGGAACUGUGAUUCCCCGACCACUUCCUCUGAGAGGAUGCCCACUAACCUUUUCUACAUCUCUAGACACCACAUCAAUAUCGGACUUUCAAAGUUCUUCCACAGGAACAAUGAUAGCCGUGGCAGUGGUGGGUGUUCGUCCAGUACGAGACAAUCGGAGAUCAGUAAACUACCAGGGAAAUACUCACCUUCGCAGCACAA